AUGGGCCUCACCCCGGAUACGAAAACAACACCUCGUUCCAAGCCUCUUGAGGAGAGCCCAGCCCCGGCCACACAGACAUGUGACGAUCCUAAGUUGAAGCAUGAGAUUGAUGUGGUGUCCAAGAAGCUGGAGACCGAACUCAAGCUGCACAAAGAGGAUGCCAAGCCCAAGAAAGGUGCUCCGAAAGAGGAUGCCCAGCCCAAGAAGGGUGCUCGGAAGACCCCGGCCAAGACUGACGCGCCCAAGGAGGAGCCCAAGCCUGGAUGCAUCGCCGCCGCCGUGAAGGCAGCCGUCAACACCUCGGUGACCAAGCCCAAGGGGAACAAGUUAGCAGGGAAACCCAAGGCGGCCCCGAAGGCUUCCUCAAAGGCCGAGGGUUCCAAGGCUGGUUUGGAGGCAGACGACCACGAGGAUUCCAAUGCUGGUUCGGCAGACGAGCACGAGGAUUCCGAUGCUGGUUCCGCAGACAACCACGAGGGUUCCGAUGCUGGUUCGGCAGACAACCACGAGGAUUCCGAUGCUGGUUCGGCAGACGAGGGGGGCCGCAAGAAAUCCGCAGCACCCGGGAAGAAGCAAAGCCCGAAAACGGCAGCACCCAAGAAGAAGGCGACCCCAAAGGCAACCUCGAAGAAGAACGAUAGCAAGAAGCAGGGCAAGAAUAAGAUCGACGGGGAGGCGAGUGGCUCCAGUGGCAAGAGGCCAGCUGAGCCGAAGCCCAAGAAGAAGACGGCACUCACCGAAGGAUGGAAGAAGUUCUCGCAGGACUACUUUCGCGAUCGCAAGAACGAAGGCAAGAAGCUCAGCCAGCUCAUGAAAGAAGCCAGCGAGAUGUGCGAAGAUGGGGCUAAGAUUUUAAGCGCCACAGCCCAUGCCCUGGGAGCAUCCAUCGAAGAGUGGCCCCAUUCCAACAAAGGUCUUCCUGCUUGCCUGUUCAUCGGCUUCUUCGAUUAUCCAAGUUCGGACGGGGGGAAUCCCGUCGGCAAGUACGUUGGCUGCCCCAUGAAGGAGCCCACGAACCUCGUUUGCCAAUGGACGUCGGACGCGGAUCCUGUCGUUUUCGAGACGACAGAGGGCCGCCGAUUGAAGGAUGCUGACAUUUCGAUUAUGAGGCUCUUGAUCGAAGAGAUGGAGACCAAUGGAGUCGUGGAUUUGACACUCAACAGCCAUGACAUGGAAAGGUGCGAUGAAGGCGACGAUGAAAAGGUCUUUGUCAUCGGGCCCUCGAGUGAGGUACCCCCACUCGUCUUCAAAUUCACGAAGAACAAUGGCCAGAACGUCAAGUUCACGAAUGCAGCCAGCUUCUUUGACAAUCGCACGCUCACCCAGAGCGAGAGUUUGCGGAUGGUUUGGCGAGUUUCCUUUAAUGCUGAUGAACAGGAGAUCUCGCCGAAGAAGCCACUCUACUUCAUGAAGAAUGUUGUGGAGAUGCAAAAGCAGCAAGUGCUGCGCUUGCUGUGA
Molecule: messenger RNA, 1458 nt
Organism: Symbiodinium necroappetens
Lineage: Eukaryota; Dinophyceae; Suessiales; Symbiodiniaceae
Source: the annotation of a GenBank genome assembly